Messenger RNA from Ochlerotatus camptorhynchus, 888 nucleotides. Its product is annotated as trichohyalin-like. Lineage: Eukaryota; Metazoa; Arthropoda; Insecta; Diptera; Culicidae. The coding region runs from base 1 to 888 and encodes 295 amino acids. The transcript has a single exon. The record is from RefSeq and is a predicted model, not a curated record.
AUGAAGUGGGCUACGAUGGAGCAGCGGAUAGAACAGCGGAUAGAGCAGCGGAUAGAGCAGCGGAUAGAGCAGCGGAUAGAGCAGCGGAUAGAGCAGCGGAUAGAGCAGCGGAUAGAGCAGCGGAUAGAGCAGCGGAUAGAGCAGCGGAUAGAGCAGCGGAUAGAGCAGCGGAUAGAGCAGCGGAUAGAGCAGCGGAUAGAGCAGCGGAUAGAGCAGCGGAUAGAGCAGCGGAUAGAGCAGCGGAUAGAGCAGCGGAUAGAGCAGCGGAUAGAGCAGCGGAUAGAGCAGCGGAUAGAGCAGCGGAUAGAGCAGCGGAUAGAGCAGCGGAUAGAGCAGCGGAUAGAGCAGCGGAUAGAGCAGCGGAUAGAGCAGCGGAUAGAGCAGCGGAUAGAGCAGCGGAUAGAGCAGCGGAUAGAGCAGCGGAUAGAGCAGCGGAUAGAGCAGCGGAUAGAGCAGCGGAUAGAGCAGCGGAUAGAGCAGCGGAUAGAGCAGCGGAUAGAGCAGUGGAUAGAGCAGCGGAUAGAGCAGCGGAUAGAGCAGCGGAUAGAGCAGCGGAUAGAGCAGCGGAUAGAGCAGCGGAUAGAGCAGCGGAUAGAGCAGUGGAUAGAGCAGCGGAUAGAGCAGCGGAUAGAGCAGUGGAUAGAGCAGCGGAUAGAGCAGCGGAUAGAGCAGCGGAUAGAGCAGCGGAUAGAGCAGCGGAUAGAGCAGCGGAUAGAGCAGCGGAUAGAGCAGCGGAUAGAGCAGCGGAUAGAGCAGCGGAUAGAGCAGCGGAUAGAGCAGCGGAUAGAGCAGCGGAUAGAGCAGCGGAUAGAGCAGCGGAUAGAGCAGCGGAUAGAGCAGCGGAUAGAGCAGUGGAUGGAACUAUUACUUGAGAUAAACCACUUCUAA